This is a messenger RNA of Cicer arietinum (chickpea), 1448 nucleotides long. RefSeq names its product homeobox-leucine zipper protein ATHB-13-like. NCBI's taxonomy places the organism in Eukaryota, Viridiplantae, Streptophyta, Magnoliopsida, Fabales, Fabaceae. The record is from RefSeq and is a predicted model, not a curated record. Gene Ontology annotation, molecular function: DNA-binding transcription factor activity, RNA polymerase II-specific; sequence-specific DNA binding. Gene Ontology annotation, cellular component: nucleus. Gene Ontology annotation, biological process: positive regulation of DNA-templated transcription.
UUGAUGUAUAGAAAUAUAGAUUCAAACAUUUCUUCUCCUCUCCCUCACUCUCUUUUUCCACAAACUCUUUCCUCUCAAUUUCCAUUUCCAAUUUACGUAUUCACCUAAUAGAACAAAAGUUCUUCAAUUCAGCAUAAGAUCUUUAUCAAAUAGUUGCUUCCAUAACAACAUGGUUCUUAUUUUUCCAAAUAGGCACCAACACAGAAACUCUCUUUCAAAGUGCUAAGUGUAUAAGCCAAUAUUUAAUAUGUGGCUUAGGAUAACAUUGAACAAUUAAUCUUCUCUUGUGAUUCAACAUGUGGAUUAGAAUAUGAUUUAGCUAUUGAAGAAAGAUUAGUAGCAACUAGAGAGGAUUUAGGCCAGAAAUGAUAUGGCAUUCUUUCCAACAAACUUCAUGCUACAAACUUCUCAUCAAGAUGAUCAUCAAACUCCACCUUCACUCAACUCAAUUAUAACCUCAUGUGCACCCCAAGAAUACCAUGGAGGGGGAGUAUCAUUUUUAGGAAAGAGAUCUAUGUCAUUUUCAGGGAUAGAACUUGGAGAAGAAGCAAAUGUUGAGGAAGAACUAUCUGAUGAUGGAUCACAAUUAGGGGAAAAGAAGAGGAGGCUUAACAUGGAACAAGUGAAGACACUUGAGAAGAGUUUUGAGUUAGGAAACAAGCUUGAACCUGAGAGGAAAAUGCAACUUGCAAGGGCUCUUGGAUUACAACCAAGACAGGUUGCUAUAUGGUUUCAGAACAGAAGGGCUAGGUGGAAGACAAAGCAAUUGGAAAAAGACUAUGAUGUUCUUAAAAGACAAUAUGAUUCUAUUAAGGCUGAUAAUGAUGCACUUCAAGCUCAGAACCAAAAACUUCAGACAGAGAUAUUGGCACUGAAAAGUAGAGAACCAACAGAAUCAAUAAACCUUAAUAAAGAAACAGAGGGAUCAAGCAGCAACAGAAGUGAAAACAGUUCAGAAAUAAAGUUAGAUAUCUCAACAAGGACACAAGCUAUUGAUAGUCCCUUAUCCACUCAACAAACAAGCAGAAACCUGUUUCCAUCUUCUUCUAGACCAACAGGAGUUGCUCAACUCUUUCAAACCAAUUCAAGGCAAGAUCACAUUCAGUGCCAAAAGAUUAAUGAUCAUAUGGUUAAAGAAGAGAGCUUGAGUAACAUGUUUUGUGGCAUUGAUGAUCAAUCUGGAUUAUGGCCAUGGUUGGAGCACCAACACUUCAAUUGAUCCAAAUAAAAUAAGAGUUUUGAGAUUGGAAUUUACUUUAGCACAAAUGAAAUCAAGAGGGUGUGAAUUGAUUAUUAUACUUAAGAGCUGCUAAAGUUGAAAACAUUGUGUUUUUGGUAAACUUGAUGUAUAAAAUAGGAUAUAUAUCAAGCAUAAUUUUUCUGGUUGAGCUUGAAAAUUUUUAUAUGAAACAAUAAAAGUGUUCUUACUUUUUUUUGGUUAAUUAAUA